UACGUGCGUGACUAAUGAAUCUAGAGCGUCCGACACACACAAAGAAAAAAGUUUGCACCACAGCUGCUCGUCGGGGAAAUGACUAAUUAGUGGACUCGGAAUGGGAAUUUGCCGCAAAAUGUUUCGCCCUCGAGAGCCGACAAAGGUCGAGCCGCCGGUGCAAGGGUUGCGAGGCCUCUACCUGGCGGACCUGAUCAGCGACUCCAUAGGAGGGCCACUCGGUCUCGCCGUUUUUGUCCUCCUGGGUUAUGUUGCCAGGUUGGCAGGACCAGCAGUGAUAAUUUCCGUCGUGUUUGCAGCUGUGGUAGCAAUUAUUGCAGGAGCAUGCUACGCUGAAUUAGGAUCAUCAACCCCUAGGACGGGGUCGACGGCUGCUCUUGCCCUAAAUCUAGGGAGAGUCGGCGAACUAGUCGCGUUUCUAGUCACCUGGAAUCUCAUCGCAGACCUCGCAAUAGGUACAGCCGCGGCCGCAAAAGGUGUUCGCGCGUCAAUUGACGCCAUGACAAACAACGCUCUAACGCAGUAUUUCACAGAAGUAGCUCCUUUGGAAUCGGAAUACACGUCUCCAUUCGUCGACUUCCUAGCCCUGCCACUUCCAAUAAUUUGCAUAAUUACUUGCUGCGUGUUCCGAGAAUACAUGAUGCCGAGAGUGGCCGGAACGCUUUUCGCCGUUGUAAUUUUCCUCUACAUGGUAAUCGCAGGAGCUUUCGAAGCCGACAGUUCAUUGUGGAGCAUUCCAGCAAAUUGCACAGGCAAUACUUGCCCUCCGGGGUUGGCGGCGAUCAUAGGCGACGGCUACUUUCUGCCGUACGGAAUGUGGAACGUCUUUCAAGGAGCUGCCAUUCUGUCAAUAGCGUUCAUUGAUUUAGGCAAAGGCGCAUAUCCAAUUCGAGGAUUGGUCAGCAAAAAACAGAUUCUGCCUCCUUUGUCAUCAAUGGUUGCAUUUGCGAUCGGUUUCGUGUUUCUCUUUUCUAUUGGAAUAAUUGUGACGAUGAUGAGAGCGUACUUUAUGCUGAUUCCAGCGCAAGAGGUCAUAACCGUAUUCAAAUUACUUUCUUACCGCGAGGGUCUUUACAUUGUCGCAACGGGAGCGAUUCUUGUUCUUUUAUUCACGAUAGAAACAUUUGCGUACACCAUUGCUGGGGAACUGAAUGCCCUCGUAAAAGAAAGAGCCUUGUUUCCAUUUUUAGGAAACGUGGACGUUUACGGCAGGGAAAGGCCUUUAUAUGGAGCUCUAGUUAUUGGAUUAAUAUCAGGUUUGCUUGGUGCAUUUUUCACGGAAGGGCAACUGGCGCAGAUGCUCUCAAUCGGUACCCUGAUUUCUUUCGGAUUGAUCAUGUGCUCGUCCAUAAUCAACAGAUGCCAAUACGACGCUUGGAAAAAUGAAACGGGUUCGUUCGCAAGCGUGGUCAAGCAAUUUCUGAUGUGCCGGAGGUUGGAGGCGCCGAAUUUCGCAACGUCAAACGCCGCCAAAAUAGCAACAGUCCUUUACAGCCUUCUGUGUCUCGGCCUCGGAGGGUUAAUUGUGUAUUUCUCGGCGGAAAUUGGUUUUGGCUACGUUGGCGCGGUCAUCGCUUUGAUCGUCCUCUCCGUCCUGGCACUCUACGUGCUCACCAUUAUUACUUUGCAGCCCCAGAACACAAGCACCCCCAUUUACUUUAAGGUUCCGCUCUUCCCGCUCUUCCAAGGACUUGGAAUUUUAUUUGCGGCUUUUCUGAUUAUGAACGUGCACGCGUGGGCCUGGUACAGACUUGCGUUGUGGAGUGCAAUCGGUUUAAUUUUGUACGUCGCAAACUUCUGCUUCAAGUCCAGUGACCCCGAAUCAAAUGACAAGAGCAAAAGAAGCUCAGGAAGCGACGUGGCCGCUUUGGUUGGAAGCAAAUCUAGCAUCUCGGUCCAGUCCGAGACUAAAUCAACUAAGGAAAUAAUUCUCACUGGCGGCGCCGUAAUGAGGGAGAAGAGUGAACGGAAAACGGACGAUUCGAGGCGAAAUGGAUGGUUGGAGGCAGAAGAGAAUGAGGUCAAAAUUGAACUUGUCGACACUUUGAGUCUAACAUCAGAAUCAGAUGUUGCAGUUAGCGGAAACUCGUCGGCUACUGCCGAACAGCAAAUUGUUGAAGUGGCUGUGCCUGACAUAGUGGUCUCGGAAAUCCUGAAGACCGCGGACGAUGUCGGCACUCCGACAUCCAGCAGGCACGAAGACACCCCCGAAUUCUACGCCAGACAAUUGGACGAAAUGUUCACGUUUGACACUCCGGGCGACACCGACUCGCACUACAGCUCCGGUGAGAGCGUCGUCGAAGUCCACCAGCCGCCCAAGGUGCUCGUGGACGAGGACACCGGCGAGGUGUCCAGGGAAGAAAGCCGUUCCGUCCGCUUUGCGCACACGGACGAUGAAUCCUCGAGCGAUGAGGAAAGUAAUAAUGAGAAAGACGAAAACAAACUGCAUGUGGAGGCGGGAGAAGACGAGGUCGUCGUUGCCCCCUCCAGCCCUAAACCCCCUCCCCUCCCCCCGGCAAAUUUGGUAAUUUCGGCGCACCUCUCAUCCAAGUCGCGACCAGUGGAAGUGGAGGAUGUGGUGGUGCCUCAAAGUCCAACCACCAGUUUCAUCCCCGAAGAAUUCUUUGAGGAGAAGACGACGAGUCAUUUGAAUGACUUCCAGCUUGAGCUGAGGAACACCCUGAAGCUGCGAAGCCAGAAACUCAUUGACAGCAUUGACAACACGGUCGUCAACGUCAACGAAGGUAUAGAAAUUUUUGGGGGCCGCAGAAGUCGGGAGGUUUCCAUUUCCGAGCCGGUUAUUUUGCCCCCACCGGUCACCAUGAAGGGAGGCAAAUUCGAGAAUCACGCCUUUGUGGAGAAAUUGGAUUCGAUUCUGAAGGAGCAGAUCAGCGGAGUCGAGAACAAACGACCGCGAGCAAAAGUCUACAAACAGCAGAAGAGGGUGGUUAUUCUGCAAGAGCUCGAGGGUGGCGAAUCCAGUGCGCCUAUGAGAUUCUCCUCGGCUGAUCUCCUUUCGGCCAAGUCGAAGUUGCGCUCCAGCAAUGGGGAAAGUUCAAGUCUGGGUGACCUUAAUAAUAAUUCUAAUAAAUUGGCUGAAAAAGCGCCGUCAAGAAGGGAGGCCAAGUCGCUCGAAGCUUUUGAAUCAAAUCCCAUGAUCAUCGAGGACAAGUGAUGGAUACUUAAAAUAAUAUAGUGUUUUAAUUGUGCACUUUUGGAUAUAUGUAUAUCAAUUUAUUUUAUAGAAUUUAAUAUUUCAACAGUCCGUGAUUGUACAUAGUAUUUUAUUCUGCGCAUAUCUGUAUAAGUUUGAGAUUUAUAAAUAUUUACAAUUUUUCAAACCCCAAUUUCUUAUUCCUAACAUUUUAGGAAAUAAAUUAUGUCAUAAAUUCUUAAUUAACUGAUAAAUUCUUUAAACAAACGGAAUUCACAUGCGCGCUCUUUGUUAUAAAAAUAUCAGCCAAUUAUUAGACGCACCACUUUCUUCCACUAUAAAUCAAACGCAUUUUUUUUUCAUUUAUAUAUAAUAGUCUCUGUUCGAUAUAUUCAACAAUCACCAGAUCAAUCAGUCAUAAGCAGCCCUAGCGUAAACAGGCGAUCCCGUUCCCGCCGGAUUGGAGGGAAGAUUGUUCCUAAACAACAAUCCGAAUUACUCUCUAAAGCAUUUGCGCUCUCUCGGAAAAAUAUUUACGGAGGCAUCCAAAUAUUAUCAGGCAAAUCCGGCGACGCCUGAAUACCACUCAUCAGGGCUCCGUAUCCUGAACAAUUAAUUUUCCGCACCUUUAUUGACACGCUUAGUUUAAUAGUGAGCUAAAUUUUUACUCUUGGAGUCGAUGUGGUGGUGGUCCUCGGGAGGCGCCGAUGCCGGAGAUUUGUUGCCGCACGACUUGCCCGCGUGCCACGACGCGAUGGCCACCGUCAGCAGCACGAUGAAGCCCACCAACACGGACAGGGCUAGCAUUUGGGCGCUUGAAACCUUUUGGGUGGAAACUUCGGUCACUCGCUGCACCCGUGAUCCGUGCGCCUCAACUUCAAAAACGUAAAUCUCACCCUCCUCCAAACCAUUUACUGAAAACAGCAAUUAAAAAUAAUUAAAAAAUUUAAUUAAAAACGAAGUUUAUUUUAUAAGUAUAUAAACUGUGGUCGAACUAAAUUGCUUCCUGUAUAAAUCAAGAAU
Molecule: messenger RNA, 4177 nt
Organism: Neocloeon triangulifer
Lineage: Eukaryota; Metazoa; Arthropoda; Insecta; Ephemeroptera; Baetidae
Product: cationic amino acid transporter 3-like
Exons: 15
Coding region: 101-3175 (1024 amino acids)
Biological process (GO): amino acid transport
Molecular function (GO): amino acid transmembrane transporter activity
Source: RefSeq, a predicted model, not a curated record